This is a messenger RNA of Hydra vulgaris (swiftwater hydra), 1520 nucleotides long. RefSeq names its product RILP-like protein 1. NCBI's taxonomy places the organism in Eukaryota, Metazoa, Cnidaria, Hydrozoa, Anthoathecata, Hydridae. The record is from RefSeq and is a predicted model, not a curated record.
AAAAUAUCAUAUAUAAAUAAUAUAUGAUGUUUAACUGGAAACAAAAUAUAAAAUGGAAGAAUGUUUGACUGUAGCAGAUGUUUAUGAAUAUGCAACUUUAAUAGGCCAAGACAUUGAAGAUAUAGUAAACCAAUAUGGAAAAGAAAUCAUUCAGGAAAUUAUGCCAAAAAUUGUGUUUGUUUUGGAAAAACUUGAAAAACUUGUUGAAGAAAAAAAAUAUUGCGAAGAAAGAGUUCAAAAUUUGCUUAUAGAAAAAGAGCAGUUAACCAUACACAGUAAACGAGACGAAGCAAUAUUAAGACAACAAAAAGAGAAAAUUGGAUAUUUAGAGGAAUUGAUUUCAGGGGAUAAAAAAAUAUUGGAGGAUAGAAUACACAGAUUGCACGAGGAAAACGAAUUUUUGUCUGUUGAACUUGAUAAAAGAGAAGAUGAGUUAGUUAAAAUUCGUUCUGAUGGAGGAUACUCCUGUUUACUGUGGUUUGUUGAAAAGUUCUGUUGUGAACUGUUUUUCGAACAAAUAUUUGGUGGAUGUCUCUUCUACUUUACAUAUAAAGUUUUACCAGGGGAUGUUGAAUUAAUGAUUCGAAUGAAGAAAACAAUAGAUAGUCAACGAGACCAACUCAGGGUGUCUGCUAGUGAGCUAGAAGCAAGAAAAAAAGAAUUAGAAGCACUUCAAGAUCACACAGCACACUUGUCAGAAAUUAACGAGCGGUUACGCAAAAGCAACUGUGUUUUAGAAGGUAUUUUAAGGCAUGAUGGUUCUGACUCACCUAGUGUUGACAACUGGAGUCAAUAUAAGCUGAAUGAAAAUGAGAGUAACGAAAGUGUUAAUGAAACAUCUUUACUUGACGAACUCAGACUAGAUGAUUGCUCAUCAUCUGAUGAUGUAAGCAACAUGGACCAAAAAUUAAGCAGCUAUAUACCAGUCCCACAGGAAAAUGAUCAAAAUGACGAAUUACUGGAACAAUCUUCAAACCUCACGGAACAAAUCACUCCAAUUAAAGAUCCGAAUAGACCUCGUUAUACUCUAAAAGAGAUGCAGGUUUUGUUAGAGGAGAGAAAUUUGUUAAAAAUUAAAACAAUGGCACUUGAAGAGGAGCUUGAAUUACUUAAAAAUAGCAGUAUUUCAUUGCCAAGUAAUGGUCGAGUCAAAGAAGUUGAUAAAAAAGGCGUCAGAAGUUUGAUGUCGAAGUUUUGGUCGAAAUGAAGAUAUAUUUAUCAUUGAAUUUUUUCAAUGUUCAAUUUCAAUUUUUGUAGUUAUAUUUUAAUAAAGAACAUUAUAUUCACAAAUAAUAUUUUUGUACAUAAAGUGGAUUACGGUUAUAACAUGCUAUUUCGUUUAUCGACUAAUACGUUUUCAUAAGAUUCAAAAUUUUUCUAUGAAAUUUCAAUUUUGUGUUUAAUAGUGUAUUUAUAGAUAUGUAUAAAUAAAUUUAUUUUUAUUAUGUUAGACUAUAUUUUUGAGAUAAUAAGUUUUGUCAUUGUUUUUAACAAUUUAUAUUAAAUUAAGAUUUAAUAAA